AGCUCGGACGCACGGACCCGGCCGAUUUGCAUUUUACCCUUUUCUUCCAUCUGCACCCAGUUGUCUUCAGCAUGGUGGAACAGAACCACUCUCCUGGAAAGGAACUUCAGCACAGGACACGAGCAGAGUCUCCAGGAAAGAAAAGCUGGCACUCCCAGGCCUAUGCCCUGGGGGCUGUUUCCAACUUUAUGUCUACUUUUCUGACCUUCCCUAUCUAUAAAGUUGUGUUCCGGCAACAGAUACAUGCUAUGGCGGUGUCAGAGGCUGUGCGACAGCUUUGGCAUGAAGGCCCGCAAUACUUCUACCGGGGAAUAUAUCCACCUCUUCUUUCCAAGACAUUGCAAGGGACUCUACUGUUUGGGACUUAUGAUACCCUGCUGUGUUCUCUCUCUCCUGUUGGGCCACACUCUCUGGGACACCGCUGGGCUGCAGGGCUCAUGUCUGGUGUGGUGGAGGCUGUGGCACUGAGCCCCUUUGAAAGGGUGCAAAAUGUGCUCCAGGAUGGUCGCAAGCAAGCUCGCUUCCCCAGCACCUUCAGCAUUCUCAAGGAAUUCAACUCUUAUGGGUUUUGGGGGCGGCUGUCAAUGGGCUACUAUCGUGGUUUCUGGCCUGUCCUUCUCAGGAACAGCCUGGGGAGUGCUCUGUAUUUUUCCUUCAAAGACCCCAUCCAGGAUGGCUUGGCAGAGCAAGGCUUGCCCCCUUGGGUUCCUGCCUUAGUGUCUGGGAGUGUCAAUGGAACAAUCACCUGCCUAGUUCUGUAUCCUUUGAUUGUGCUGGUGGCCAAUAUGCAGUCCCAUAUUGGCUGGCAAAGAAUGCCAAGCCUGUGGGCCUCUGCGCAGGAUGUGUGGGACACUCGGGGCCGAAAGGUGUUCCUCAUCUACCGUGGAGGCUCCCUGGUCAUCCUAAGGUCCAGCGUGACAUGGGGCCUCACUACUGCUAUCCAUGACUUCCUGCAGAGGAGAUAUCAUUCCAGAAAAGAGCUGAAAGGCUGACUAGCUGGAGGAAGUGUGGCCAUGGCAACUUUGCUAUCCUAAGCCUUCCCAGGUUGGUCUAAAUAGCUUACAUCUUUGGCUUGGUUACCUAAUGCAACAACUGUUUAGCAUCUUUGAACUGCCGGUGCAUGGGAGAAGUUGCCAACUACCAGCCUGUUGGGCACAGACAAAGCCCAACAGGGUUUCUUGGUCAGAAAAAGAAAGUCACACUAGUCCAUCCACAGCUUCAAUAGCCUCAGACCUAGGACCCAAAAAAGCUUACGACUUAAAUAAAAUGUCAUUCCUUUAAAGAAUUUCUUGAAAAUAAGAGGAGAAUUUUAAAAGAUGACCUUAGUUAGGCACUGUGAGUUCUGGGACCCCUCCAGUUGUCCUUUGGACCAAACUUAGAGGAGGACCAGGGACCUAAAUUUCAAAGAACUAUGCUUGACUCUUCGGAUACAGAUUCCAUAGAACUUCUCAGAUGGCUGCAUUUUCAUGAUAUUGUUCACUACCCCUGCCAUCACUCUCACUUCUCAGGGCUGUGUGUUCUUGUUUCAGUCAGGCUGGCAGUUGUGUGUGGCUGGAAAUCCUAAAUUAGACUUGCCUCAACUGAUUAGAUGUCACAAGAACUGAUGAGGCUGGAUAGAGGAGUGGGAAGAAGUAUUGUCACUUCUGUCACUUUGAG
Molecule: messenger RNA, 1656 nt
Organism: Hyaena hyaena (striped hyena)
Lineage: Eukaryota; Metazoa; Chordata; Mammalia; Carnivora; Hyaenidae
Gene: SLC25A53
Product: solute carrier family 25 member 53
Exons: 2
Coding region: 72-992 (306 amino acids)
Source: RefSeq, a predicted model, not a curated record